AUGGGGGACCUCAACGGGGCGGGGACUCCAACCAAGGACAUCCAUGGUGCCAGUGGUCUCCGGUGCGGAUUACCCGGCCAGCCUGCCAACGGCUGGAUCAUCAACAAAGCCACCUUCUACUUCUACCGGGGCCUGACCACGUACCAGUGCGCGGACGGGUUCGUCCUCUUCGGGUCGAGUCAGCGGAUGUGCUUGGAGAAUGGGAUGUGGAAUGGGACGGUGCCCACGUGUGAGUUCGACUUGGCCCAUGGAAAGGCGAGCCAGCAGAGCCUGACGUUAAUGAAUUAUCGAUCGGAUCUGGCCGUGGACGGAGACCCGGAGACGUGCUCGUACACACAGAGGAACAAGAAGUCGUCGAGGUGGUGGCUGGUGAACCUGGGACGAAGGUACAAUGUUACUUACGUCGGCAUCCGUAUCGAGCGAGGAACGUACCAGGCGUUCACGGUGUUCGUGAUGGAUGUGCAGGAGGAGAAGCCGGCGCUGUACCAGGAGUGCGUGAGGUUCUCGGGGACCUUCCCCUUGGAAACGAUGAUGUUCAGAUGCAACCGUGCGCUGGGGACGACUGGGCAGAUCGUCUACAUCAGGGACGAACGGCAGACGGAGGAGCACCUGCGGCUCUGCGAGGUCCAGGUCUUCGCCUCUCAAGAAUGGAUGCCAUGUGGAGACCCCGAGCAGCCGAUAUACAGCAGUGUGAACUGGACGGAGAACCAAGCUCAUUACUCCUGCCUCCCCGGUUUCACCUUGAAGGGGGAGACAGUGCGGAACUGCCUGGCUGACGGGCAAUGGUCAUCCUCGCCUCCGACGUGUGUCGCCGACCCGUGGAGAAUUUCCACGAAAUCUUAUGCAAGAACUCCCGGGUUCAUUCACGGCCCUAAAACUCAGUGGCCCUCUCAUCGCUAUAAGCAGCAUACGCUCUUUCCCAGUCUUUACACGUCCCCACGUACAACCCUUGGAGUCCCCUUUCAUCCUGCUGAAGUUUGGAUGAUUUCCUCGCCGGUGUGA
Messenger RNA from Darwinula stevensoni, 1002 nucleotides. The record is from the annotation of a GenBank genome assembly. NCBI's taxonomy places the organism in Eukaryota, Metazoa, Arthropoda, Ostracoda, Podocopida, Darwinulidae.